AUGGGAGGCCGGUUCUCCCGCGUGCAGUACCGAGAGCAAGAUGCCGCUGUUUUGAGUCACUUGGUGCUGCUCACGCAAGUCUGGGGUCUGGACGAGAUCGCGUUCCUGUCAAUGAGGCUGCGACGCCUGUCGUUCAACUUUUGCCUCACUCUCCAGCAGUUUGAGGACCUGGUGGGACUCCGCAGUAACCCGCUGUUCAAGACGAUGCUGCAUCGGUGGUUUGCCACGUUCCAGAACACGCACAGCAGCACCAUUGUGAACGGACUCGAGUUCCUCACGGCUCUGGCGCUCACCGCUGCGGACGGCAAGCUUGAGGAGAAGGCGGGCGCUGUCUUCGGUAUCUUCGACUUCGAUGAUUCGGGCGCCAUCACGCGCGACGAACUCGGAAUUCUGAUCAAGUCGGCUGUCCGUGGACUCUCCAAGGCUACGAAAGGCUUAGGCCCGAGGCUGGCAGCGCUCUGCCCCAUGAGCGAAGUGGCCGAGCUCACCCGACAGUGCUUCGUGCACUGCGACCUGGACGACGAGCAAGAUCUUCCUCGAUCCCGCUUCAUACUCUGGGUCAAGCAGACGCCAAAGAUCGUCAACCUGUUGCGCUGCUUCGUGCAGCGAGAGUUUUUGUCGGAGGAAGAGGCUGCGGUGGUGAUUCAACGCUGUUCUCGAGGAAUGCUGGCGCGUCGUGAAGCUGCCGAGCGUCGUCUUGAGCUGCAGCUCGAAGUGGAGCAGGAACUUGCUCAAGCCGCUCAAAAGAUCCAGGACGUGGUGGUCACGCGCAAGAAGAAGCGAGAGCGCUUACGACAGCAGAAGGUGGAGCAAUUCGCCCACCAUGGCGCUGUGUACUCGUUCGGAGCCAACGCUCGAGCCCAAUUGGGUCACGCAAACCUCGAGUUGUCGCGGCACGUGGUAUCCCCGUUGCUGGCGGCAUUUUUCAAGCACAAUGAGCUGCGGAUAUCGCGCGUGGCACUAAGCGAAACUCACGCGAGUGCUGUUGCUUCCGAUGGCCAAGUGUUCACGUGGGGUGCGGGUGUUCCAGGCUCCUUUGGGUUCCUCAUACCACCUCAUUCACAAGACGGCAGUGGCUUUGGCAGUACGGCUGGGCUUGUUCGGAGACAACCGACGAGAGUGGACGAUCUAAACGAUGUGAUUAUUGUUGACUCACGACUUGGGAGUCAUCACUCGGUUGCCUUGAGUGCUGGAGGAAUCGUCUACACUUGGGGGUCUGGUGGCUAUGGGCAGCUUGGACAUGGGGACUUCGCAGUCGCAGAGGACGAUUCAGAGCGCAGCGACGCCAUCUUUCGGUCUCAAUUCGAUCCUCACACUGGACGCGAGUAUCCUGUCAUCGAUCUACCGCUGCAGCUAGACUCCAGCUACUUCGAGGAGAUGCGAGUCACGCAGGUAGCUUGCGGCUGCUACUUCAGUAUGGUCGUGACUGAGGACGGCAGCGUGUUCAGCUGGGGCGAAGGCUCCGAUGGUCAACUGGGUCUCGGUUACUCGGAUUCCUUUCGCGUUGGCUUCUUGGACCCAAACAUCAGCGGCAGCAACUUCGUCUACAUACCGUCUCCUACGCGCAUUGACGCACUCAAGGAGCCGAUCGAGAGUAUCGCCGUGGGUGGCAACCAUGUCUUCGCUAUCGGUCGUGCCCCCGCAAGACACGUUUUCGAGUGGGGUGCCUGGAAGCGGCGUGGCCCCACGGAUGCACGUGAGAGUGCCUUUGCACCCCUGGAGAACGCAGCCCUGUCAGCCCUAAGCGUGCAUCAAAUAGCAGCAGGCAAGGAGCAUGCACUUGCUGUAGCGUCACGAGUUCAGGUCUCCCUCUCGGUGGACCAGUAUCCGUACCGUCGACGAUCCAGCAGCCCAGACCUCGAUGAAAAACUCUCAGAGGGUGAAUCUCUCCGCGCAGUUGCAUUAUGUGCACGAUUCGGAGCCCAGCCAUCGCAGCUCUCGCGUGCGAUUACAGGCUCAGUCUUCGCUGUGCCUUUGCCCGCUGAUGAAUUCGGUGGAUCGAUUCAGGUUUACCCAAGUGCAUCAGCUUCGUCUUCAGCGGCAUCAGCAGCGUUGAGUGCUGCAGUUUACAAUCGGUCCGAUUCACAGCUUCGAUCCAGUCUCGCGCGCUGUACGGGUAGAAUCGCACUACUUGAUCGAGGCACGUCCACAGGUCAUUGGAUCUCUCUGUUGCUGGACUCGUCGCGCCCUGCUGAACUGCUGGAGAUCCCUUGCGUACCGGCGAAUGUUGGCCCCACGCUGAAUGCUACGGGGGUGAAAGCGCAGCUAUUCUACUCACCCGAGCGUCUGUCGAGUCUGCGGUUGUACGUUCGACCUGAUGAAGUCGUUGGUCGAAUCGCUGUACUGGAGUUUGGCCAAGAGGACGUUGCCUUUGAUGCAGACGCGCUAGAGGCGGCCGAACUUAUCGGACGCCUCAUGAGCUCGUUGGUUGCGCUGGUCAAGGACGCACAAAACGCAGGCGCAGUCGGUGUUGUGAUCAUUUUCGACUUUCUAGAGGCGGACGCGUUCUCGCUGGAGAUCGACGAGGAGGACAGCGACACCGACAUUUUUAAGAUUCCUGCUGUUAUGAUACGCAAAAGUCUUCAUGGCGAACUGCUGCUUGAGCAGCUCCAAACGCCUGGAAAGCGGCCGUGGUCGAUUGUUUCGUACAAAGAGGAUGUGCUGGGGAAACAGAUUUCGAUAGCCCAAAAGGCUGGAGCCAAAGCUGUGGUAGUUGCUCAAACUCGCGUCGACCCAGAUCCGAUAAGGCUGGGCAUGAGUGUGUUUGGCGCAGGCGAAGACGAGAAGGCCCCCAGUAGUUCAGGGAUAAAGAUCCCCGUUAUCUCGAUCCCCUACCAAGUGGGGGCCCGAAUGAAAGCGACCCUGGACGGUGUAGAGGCUGAGGACUCUCAGUGCCGCAUAGCCCUCGUUGGCCCGGGGACUCUUUAUGCGUGGGGGCUAGCGGAAAAUGGUCGGCUGGGACUGGGCGACAUCGAGAACGAGGCGCUGUUUCAAUCGGGCUACGACGGCGCUCGACAGAAGAGCUACCAGUUCGUCCAGGACCCGGAGGUUGUGUCAACGCUGCUCUUUAAGGAGAUCACCCACAUUUCUUGCGGAGAGGGCCAUUCGGCUGCUGUGUCGAGUACGUGGAUUGAAUCUGUCGGUCAGCGUGGUUUUGGAACUGAAGUUACUCAAACUUCUUGGACAGGUGACGGCGCGCUUUAUUGCUGGGGAAGCGGCCGCGACGGGAAGCUUGGCACAGGGUCUUUGGAUGAUGAAGACGCCCCAGUGGUUGUUGACGCGCUGAGCUCCGUCAAGGUCGCUCGUGUCGAGUGCGGCGCCCGCCAAACGGUACGCGGCACCUUCAACUUGUCAAGCUACAAAGUGUCCACCAUGCACCUCAUUCUAAUGCAACACUCUGUAUUGCACGCACCCACACAAUCCGCAGCUCGUCGUAACGCAGAACCCUUCCGUCUUCAGCAACAGCAAGUAGCGAGAGCACCGCCAUCAUGCAUUCACCACCAAAGCAAAACACGUUGGAGACGUCGAGCUCCCUAA
Messenger RNA from Phytophthora sojae, 3537 nucleotides. RefSeq lists its product as hypothetical. Gene Ontology annotation, molecular function: calcium ion binding; protein binding. The record is from RefSeq and is a predicted model, not a curated record. The coding region runs from base 1 to 3537 and encodes 1178 amino acids. NCBI's taxonomy places the organism in Eukaryota, Oomycota, Peronosporomycetes, Peronosporales, Peronosporaceae. The transcript has 6 exons.